AGCUUGGCUGAUUUCUGCCUUCAAAGUUGGUGAUCAUAGAUCUUGCUUUAUACGAUCCAUUCUCGGCCGUGCGAGCGGUCUCGGACACAUAAUGCCAAGCUAUUGAGUCAUACGCACCACCACCGCCCGCAGAGUCCCGAAACCCACUAUGGUAAUACUACUGGCGCGAUUAUGUUUGAUGUGCACGCCCACUUGACUGCGCAAGAAUUAUUGCCGGAUCUAGACAGAUUAUUGACGGAAGCGUAUAGUGUCGGUGUCCGCGACAUUGUGGUCGUCUCCGAGAAUGUACGAGACGCAGCCUUGGUUCUAAACCUGCCGCCUUGCCAAAACGGCGUCCGGCUGCAUAAGUCGUUAGGUCUUCAUCCUGAACAUGCAUGUCUAAAAUCCUUGUCUACCGUGCUAAACCUCAUCCGAGAGAAUCACACGAAGCUGGCCUGUGUGGGAGAAAUCGGAUUGGACUUCUCUCCGCACAUCUUGGGACAUGAUGAUGCCGAGGCUGUCAAAGCAUUGCAACGGGAGUGUAUGAGACAACAAGUAGAGCUGGCAUACGAACUUGAUUUGCCCGUAAACGUGCAUUCCCGGGGAGCGGGGCACCACGCUUUGUCACUGCUGCGAGAAACAGUGUCAGCAUCAAGCGUUGCAGACACGCUAAAAACAACAGAGAGAGCCAGUAGUCAAACAAGAGCUAGGAUGUAUGAAGGUCGGGUCCGCGCCGUGAUGCACGCAUGGGACGGAAAGGCUAAAUACGCAGCAGCGGCUGCUGCAGAUUCCCAACAAAGCAUUUAUUUUUCGGUUCCUCCCUGUGCGUCACGCAGUCCUGUCAUGAUCAAGUGGAUUGAACGCUUGCCAUUGGAAAGUCUGUUACUGGAAACAGAUUGUCCAGCUUUGGCGGCUGUGAAAGGAGAGGUCAACGUGCCUCGAAAUUUGCAGCUGUCAUUGCAAGUCAUAGGCGCACGUAAAGGAGUAGGACUGGAUAUUGUCCGAGAGAUCACGCGGAAAAAUGCAGAGGAAUUGUUCGGUUUGCAAGCCGGGAAGGAAUGAAGUGAAGAAAUUUGUCAAUCCCUUGAAAGGAAACGUUCUGGGCGACCUGAUAAUAUGGCAACAUGGCUACAAAAAAGAUACUUUGACAGUAUCUUACUGUUUCAGACCUUGUAAAAAAAAAGGAUUCUUGAAGAAGGCCGCAUCAAAAUCAAUUAGACCGCUGUGCAUCAGGUGUUUUUA
Molecule: messenger RNA, 1221 nt
Organism: Nannochloropsis gaditana CCMP526
Product: dnase domain containing 3
Exons: 2
Coding region: 172-1041 (289 amino acids)
Molecular function (GO): hydrolase activity, acting on ester bonds
Source: RefSeq, a predicted model, not a curated record